This is a messenger RNA of Penicillium egyptiacum, 1083 nucleotides long. NCBI's taxonomy places the organism in Eukaryota, Fungi, Ascomycota, Eurotiomycetes, Eurotiales, Aspergillaceae. The record is from the annotation of a GenBank genome assembly.
AUGGGUUGGGUAGGUGCGGGUGUGCUUAUUGCAACAAUAGGCUACUUUCUCUACCGCUACCCUCCUCACAGCUGGGCCGAACCUCGUUCUUCAUCCCCUCCGGAACCCAACCCCGGCGCGCCGGUUGCCGCUGCCACCGCAAAUGAGCCUGUUCAGCAGAAGCAUGGCUCACGGACCUCGACGCCAUCAAUAGAGACAGAGGAGGAGGAUUCCCAGAACACACCCAAGGCUUCGGCUUCGGCCAUACCAACCCCCGUUCUUCCCGUCCCCACAUUCAGCCUAGACAGCGGCGAGAGCGACACAUUGCAACCCGCUACAAUGGCGUCCAUCUCACAAACCAUGAAUGGGACAGCAAAGCAACUACAUGAGGAACCAAAGUUCAUGCCGCCACUGCAGCCACCCCUCGCACCCCCUCCAAAACCACAACCAUCAUCUAUACCCCCGAAGGCAACAAGCGGCGCCUCUUCCCUAAUGCCCCCUCCCCCAGUGCCACGGCCCCGACCAGCAAACCAAGCAAACCAAGCAAACCGCCUCACCCCAACAAGCACGCUCCAACCCCCACGGCUCAGCGGCAACUCCCUCGGCCCGCCACCAUCAGCAGCCGCCUCUCAGCGCGGCCUAGGCCCACCGAGCAGCGGCAGCCGUCUUAGCAACAGCACCCUCGCCCCGACACAAGUAUCCUUGAAGAAGUCAUCAUCACGCAAAGUGAUUCUCGAGCCGGGAUUCUCGCCUCUUGACUGGGCAGCGCUAGCAGCGAACCCGAAGAACAACCUCCGCGGCGAAGGCCUUCCCCCAGGCCUGUUGCGAGUCACACCGUCAAUGCUGAAGGAGCAGCAUGGACGUAAGGGUCGGGAUGCCUGGACUUCGUACUAUGGAAAGGUAUAUAACAUUUCGCCCUACGCCCCUUACCAUCCGGGCGGGAAGGGUGAGCUCCUCCGUGGCGCGGGGAAGGACUCUGGACAGCUGUUUCAGGAAAUCCACCCGUGGGUCAACUGGGAGGGGAUUCUUGGCGAAUGUCUGGUCGGAAUUCUGGUUUCGGAGCAUGACAUCCAGACCGAGAAUGCUCUAGAUGCGAUGGACUGA